Zeugodacus cucurbitae (melon fly) is the source of this 1345-nucleotide messenger RNA. RefSeq lists its product as uncharacterized. The transcript has 4 exons. The record is from RefSeq and is a predicted model, not a curated record. NCBI's taxonomy places the organism in Eukaryota, Metazoa, Arthropoda, Insecta, Diptera, Tephritidae. The coding region runs from base 160 to 915 and encodes 251 amino acids.
UCUCCAGGCACAUUCAUCAGUCGCCAUCAACAAUCGAUUUGGUGCACUCAUUCGCCUUCCGUCAAGUUCUGCGACUAAGCUCAAGUGAACGGUUCUCGGUCUGCAGCAAACAAGCGUACAAGCGUGCCGUGCGAAUUUGUUGACUUAUUUUCGCUUGCCAUGAGCAAUUUAAGUGUGUUCAGUCUCCUCCUCAUUUUCGCCGCUUCCUGCUACGUCUCUGGCAGCACCGAGGCAACCGGCAAGAAUGACGACGACUUUCUGCAGGUCAUAAAUUUUGCAAACUCGCCGAAUAGCCCAAAACCGUACACGCCCAUACAAGAACAACAAAAGCAGCUAAAGGAUGAAAAAGUUCGCAAACAGUUGGGCAAACAGUCGUUGUUAGCUUCGGAGGCAGCCACGGCACCAUCAACCAUGAGGACUCGUCACAAGCGUUCCCAGCAUGCUCUGGCCACCACGGAAGAGUACUUCAAAAGUAUGCCGACUUAUGCCUACAAUCUGGCGCUAAUCAACAUAAUGCACAGUUUAAGAAACCAACUUUCCGACAUCGAGUUGGCGCGUUUGCGUUCACGCCUCAGUCGCAGCGCUGCCGCUGAUUUGCAAUUGUUCAAUGAAAUCUACAACAAUAACAGCAACAACGGCGGUGAGUACACUGGCGAGACGGACAGCGGCAAAAAUAGCGACGGCAGUGACAUCGACACUGGCUUGGACAUGGGCGUGGGUGUGGGCGAGGCAGGUGGCGUUGGCAGUGCCGCUAAUGACAUGCUUGCCAAUGACAUUGAGGAUCUUAGCGUGCCAUGGCAAUUCGCUGCGCGAGUCAGCAAAAAAUCCUCGGCACUCUAUAAACCGCGUUUGGGUAAACGCACACAAAACCUACAACAACAGCAACUGCAACGACAACCAUCGGCAUGCAAUUAAAGCGAGCGCAUGAGCGCCAGAGGGGGUGUGACCAACGGUUGCGCGAAGAUGUGCGGGGCGAACGAGUAACAGUUUUUGAGGCGGGCGAGUUGAAGCGAGGGUCCGUGGUCUAAAGUGGCUGCACACGAACGCACUGAUUCAAAUUCAAUUGCAACAUUAUAUUAUCAACAUAAUCGUAUAGUCGUAGAUGUGAAGGCAUGCACUCUCAGUGGAAUACUUACACAUAUGUAUAUUCAUAGGUGUAUAGCGAGCUCAUACAGUUGCGAGUGCAGCAUUAAAAUUAAAAUUUGUUUUUGUAAUAUUCGAGAGGAGCCAGGAACUUGUUAUUGAUUGGCAUUAGCAAUUUACAUAUAUUUCUAAAUUUGAAUUAUAUAAUUAUGGCAAAUUGUGAUUUAGAGAAAUUUUAUAUAAUAAAUAUUCUAGCCAAAUG